Molecule: messenger RNA, 1389 nt
Organism: Macrosiphum euphorbiae (potato aphid)
Lineage: Eukaryota; Metazoa; Arthropoda; Insecta; Hemiptera; Aphididae
Source: the annotation of a GenBank genome assembly
AUGAGUGAAACACCAAAUGUUCCCGACGAGCAUCAAGCAAACACCGAAGUCAAUCAAACUAAAAAAAAGCGGAACAGGAAUCGUAAAAAUAGUGUUAAGGCAGAACAAAGUGAUAUAAAUGGAGCUGUUGAGGAAACUUCACUGCCACCUACUAUUUCUAUUCAAGAUAUUCAAAAAGCAAUGGAAGUGUUCUCACUUCAACAAAGAGCAGCUAAAACUCCAGAAGAAGCUUUGCAUAAACAAUAUAAAUUUUGGUAUACCCAACCGGUACCUAAAAUGACUGAAACAAUACUUAAUGAUGGUCCAAUUGAAGAGGACAAAACAAUAGAUCAGAUUAGAAAUGAACCGUUUACAUUGCCUGAUGAUUUUCAAUGGGAUACACUUAGUCUUGACGAUCCUUUUGUUUUAAAAGAAUUGUACACAUUGUUAAAUGAAAACUAUGUUGAAGAUGAAGAUAGCAUGUUUCGAUUUGAUUAUCAGCCUCAUUUUUUAAAAUGGGCUCUUCAACCUCCUGGAUGGUUAAAAGAAUGGCAUGUUGGAGUGCGUGUCAUUAAAAGUAAUAAAUUAGUUGGUUUCAUUAGUGCCAUCCCAGCUUUGCUUAAAGUCUAUAACAAGUCUCAAAAAAUGGUGGAGAUUAAUUUCCUUUGCGUUCAUAAAAGAUUACGUAGUAAAAGAGUAGCUCCGGUUUUGAUUCGUGAAAUAACUAGAAGAGUGAAUCAGACGGGUAUUUUUCAAGCCGUUUAUACAGCUGGAAUUGUGUUACCUAAACCCAUAGGAACCUGCAGAUAUUGGCAUCGUUCUUUGAAUCCAAAAAAGUUAAUAGAUGUUAAGUUUUCUCACUUAAGUCGCAAUAUGACUAUGCAACGGACAUUAAAGUUACAUAAACUUCCUGAUUCAAUUCGCACUCCUGGAUUUCGCAAACUCACUGAAAAAGAUUUGCCGCAAGCUCGAAAAUUACUUUCUAAUUAUAUGAAAACCUUUGAUUUGUCACCUAUGUUUUCUGAUGAAGAAUUCAAACAUUGGUUCCUGCCUCAGGAAGGAAUUAUUGAUGCUUACGUUGUUGUAAACAAUAACAAAAUUACAGAUUUAGUUAGUUUUUAUACUCUUCCUUCAACUAUCAUGCAUCACCCGACUUAUCGUACAUUAAAGGCAGCAUACUCUUUUUAUAAUGUGUCUACUAAAACACCGUGGAUUGAACUUAUGCAAGACGCUCUUAUUUCAGCUAGAGAUGCUAAUUUUGAUGUGUUCAACGCUUUGGACCUAAUGGACAAUAAGGAAUUUUUAGAACCACUUAAAUUCGGAGUUGGAGAUGGAAACUUACAAUACUAUUUAUACAAUUGGAAAUGCCCUGAAAUUCAUAGUAACAAGAUUGGAUUGAUCCUUCAAUAA